Musa acuminata subsp. malaccensis (wild Malaysian banana) is the source of this 862-nucleotide messenger RNA. RefSeq lists its product as uncharacterized. NCBI's taxonomy places the organism in Eukaryota, Viridiplantae, Streptophyta, Magnoliopsida, Zingiberales, Musaceae. Gene Ontology annotation, cellular component: chloroplast. The record is from RefSeq and is a predicted model, not a curated record.
CUUAUCUCUUUUGCUCUGUGGAAGAAGCCUUUCUCGGUUUAUCGUGUUUCCGUCCCAUGGCCGUUCGUCUCCUCCUCUCCUGCUCCCCGAAACCCCCUUCUCGAAUCCAAAACCGUAGUUCAAGCCCUAACACCAGGUUCCCUCUCAGCUGCGAAUCGAGGAACUUCUCGGAUUGGUGCUUCAUCAGGCGAGGACUAGCCGUCUCCGUUGUUUCCCUGGCCCUCGCAUUGACCCUCGGAAGCUCUCCUCCUGGUGCGCUAUCUGAGGCGCCCCCUCCUCCUUCCCGUAACCCUGUUCUCGCUGGAAUUGCCAACACCAAAUCGUGGUUUCAGUUCUACGGCGACGGGUUCUCGAUCCGUGUUCCACCGCUCUUCGAAGACAUCAUGGAGCCAGAGGAAUUUAGUGCUGGAUUCUCAUUCUAUGGCGACAAGGCAAAACCUAAGACAUUUGCAGCUCGGUUUGCCUCCCCAGACAGAUCGGAAGUUGUAACUGUGGUGAUUCGGCCAACCAAUCAGCUCAAGAUCACAUUCUUAGAGGCGAAAGAUAUUACAGAGUUAGGAACUCUCAAGGAAGCAGCAAAGAUAUUUGUACCUGGUGGUGCAAAUCUGUAUUCUGCUCGUACCAUAAAGAUUAAGGAAGAUGAAAGUCUUAGGACUUAUUACUUCUAUGAGUUCGGCAUCGAUACACAGCGUGUUGCUUUGAUGACUUCUGUAUAUAGUGGAAAGGUAGUUAUUCCUGGCAUACAUAGCUGGUGCAGCUGCUCCAGAAAACAAAUGGGAUGACGACGGUGUCAAUCUACGUUCCGCAGCUAUAUCCCUGUCGAUUGUUUAAGUUUCUGCAGAACGAUGCAGUUUUUGAAUGC